UUUUGCAGCUAUCCCUGACCCCCACCAAUCCCACAAUCACAAGAAACGUUAAUCUCUUCCAAAACGCAUUUUCUAAAACUCCUACAUGGUACAUAUUGAGCAGUAGGCUGUGCUGAUAGUUGAUUAACAGUCGACGAUCGUUUUCCGUUGUUGGUGAUAAUAGAACUAUUUAAAAAUGUGGCAACAUAGAGCCCUAGUGGGAGCAAUUUGCGUGUUUUCAAUAGCAAUGAUUUUCGUGGACACUGCUCAGCUACAGGGUGUUCAGAGGGGGGUGGCCAAUCACACCAAAAGGGGUGUUUGCACGUUGGAAGUACCGACCAUCGACCUGCUAACCCCAGAAGAUAGACGUAAUGGUGUCCCACAUGGCAAUGGGUCAAGAAAUGGUUACAGCAAAAUAGAUAUAUGUUGUUCUGGAUACGAAAGGUUGCCACAUACUCAUCUACAAUGUGUACCAGUCUGUGAUGGAUGUGAAAAUGGAAACUGCACAUCCCCCGGGGUGUGCGAAUGCAAAAGGGGUUACAUUCUCGAGGAGGGUAGCUGCAUUCCCACCUGCCCCAUCGGCUGCCUCAACGGCGUGUGCACCAACAGGGGCCAGUGUUCCUGCAACGCAGGCAAUGAGCUCAGCAGGAACGGCAAGUACUGUCUGCCCCACUGCACCGGAGGGUGUGGUUUAGGGGGAAAAUGCGUGGGACCUGAAGUGUGUGCUUGCGAACAAGGAUUCUCGUUGGACCCAAGAAGCAAUAAAUGCGGCUACCAUUGUGAAGGUGGUUGCGGACAGGGUACUUGUAUCGCACCCAACCAGUGCUCUUGUAGUCCUGGAUACAAAAUCGUUGGACACACUUGCGUCCCAGACUGUCCAAGAGGUUGCCAAAAUGGAGAAUGCACAGCACCAAACAAGUGUUCAUGUAAACCUGGUUGGACUCUGGAUAAUGCUGGAUCAGUCUGUACACCUCACUGCUCACAGGUCUGCCUGAAUGGUGAUUGUAUCGCCCCAGAAACUUGUGCUUGCAAAAAAGGAUAUACUGAGGCCCCUGGUGCGAUCAGAAGCCAAAAAUGCGUGGCUCAUUGUCCAGGUGGUUGCACUAACGGCAUCUGUUCUGCCCCGAACUUCUGCAUCUGCAAUCCUGGAUAUGUGAAGGAGUCCAAAGGUAGCAACGUCUGCGUUAGAAGAUUCAAGAGGUCUCUGAUGCACCUAGACCUAGUUCCAGAAGCCAUCCUCAAUGGACAUUGAGACGUUUAUGCUCAAACAGUGGUCUUCCACUCAGCUUUAUGCGACGAAAGCAAUGAUUUUUAACAAUAAAAUGUUUAAUUUUUUCGACUGAAUAAAUACUUUCAUCACCAGAGUGUUGC
This is a messenger RNA of Phaedon cochleariae (mustard beetle), 1350 nucleotides long. NCBI's taxonomy places the organism in Eukaryota, Metazoa, Arthropoda, Insecta, Coleoptera, Chrysomelidae. The record is from the annotation of a GenBank genome assembly.